This is a messenger RNA of Salvia hispanica, 1718 nucleotides long. RefSeq lists its product as uncharacterized. The record is from RefSeq and is a predicted model, not a curated record. Lineage: Eukaryota; Viridiplantae; Streptophyta; Magnoliopsida; Lamiales; Lamiaceae.
AGCCCAACAACAGCUGCCCACGGCCCAAGACGAUAAACCUUACAGUCCCUCUCAAAGCUAAAACCACCACCACCGCCGCCGCCUCCUUGCCGUCGCCGCUGCUGCCUCUUUCGCCUCAACCACAGACAAUCUUCCACAAUGAACAAUAAGCUAUAACUCUAACGAACUUUAUAUUUCUCACUUCACUGAAGUUCCUAUUUCUUUCCCUAAAAUGUCUUUGCUGGAAGUGAUAACAAAAGCUUCGUCUUUAAUCGCAACUCGACCCGAUGAAGAAACCGAUUACCCGAUUGUUCUCAACCCGGAGCCUAUUCUCCUCAAUCUGAAGCCCGAGUACGAUGUCCCGCAAGCUCUGAACUCUGUGAAAAAGGUUACUGGUUGGGAAAUAUCGCAAACAGAUAAUGGGCUUAUUGAAUUAGGGCACAAAUUUUUUGAAGAGCUGAGGAGGAAACUGAAAAACACGAAUUCCUUCGGUAAAGCCAAGUUCGUGGAAACGGUAACUUCGCAUUUGGAGAGUAUCGCAAAUAAAAUUGGGGUUUCAACUGCUGCUGAAAAAACAGAAGGUGCGUAUGUCUGUAAAUUAGUAGAGAAAUUGGGGGUUUUGAUGUGUAGGGGUGUUAAGGGCUUGAUUUUGGAGGGCUGCAUUAGUUUGGAGGGUUGGGAUGUGCUGGAGAGUUUAAUAGUUAAUGGGGUUGUUGAACAUGCUUCUACGUCGAGCUUGGUUCAAAAGUUGAUCGAGAAAAGGAGAUCGGAUUUGGUUGUUUUGUGCUUGAAACACUUGUUUGACCUGCAGGCUUAUGAAUUGAUGUGCAUUUUGAAGUAUUUCUUGAUGCUUCCAAGUGAUGGGUAUAGAAGCUUGUCAAGUGUGAGAGAGGUUUGGGAGAGGCAAGCAUCGUUGGCGAUUGAGAAAGUUAGCGCUAAGGGUGUUGGCGGGAAAGAGAAGAGCUUGGCGGUCUUGAUCAUGUUGGGGCAUGAUGGAUUCUCGGUGUCUGAGCUGUGCUUGCAUUAUUUUAUCGCAUCUGCAAAUCUUGAUGAGGUUAUAUUCGCCGCUUGUGUGAGUAAGUUGAAUGGUGAGGAGUUGAAGGUUUUGAUACAGUACUUUGGGAAGUGGCUGAGGAAGUAUGAGAGGUUUCCUCAAGCUGGUCCUUGUCCUAAGGGAUCAUCUGCAUUGGGUUUGGAGAUUUGUAGCUGGAUUCCAAGUCUUGAAAACGUUGUCAAAUAUUUUGGUGUUGUUGUGGACCAGCAUUUUUCGUCUUUGGUUUUGCAUUCUGAAUUCCAUGAGCUGAGAUCCUUAGAAGAAGUUGUUAAUUCCUUAGCUGUUGAGGCGAGGCUCAGUGGUGGUUUGGCAAAUUUGAGUGAGAGGUUGAGAAUCGAGCGCCAAGCAUACCACAAGGAUUCUUUGGGGAAAUUUGCAUUUUGAAGACAUUUCAGACAUUGAUUAUUUGGAGAAUUUUGCAUUUGGAAGGCAUUGCAGGCAAUGAUUCAUGGGGAAUACGCAUUUUGAAGACAUUUGAGAGAGAUUUUGAUUUUCCAUUGCAUGGAGUUGGAGCAAUCCUUUGCCUCACCCUCUUGGAAGAAGAUUUUAAUUCCUCGAAUCAUAAGGAUCUCCCCUUAUUUUUUUAUUUUAUUUUUUUAUAGUAUUAAUCAAAUUAGUUAGAAAAAGCUUAUAGCAAUUGAUACUAUUAUACUGAGAAAUCAUAAUCCCCAAUCACAUUAUCUUC